Molecule: messenger RNA, 3719 nt
Organism: Cryptomeria japonica (Japanese cedar)
Lineage: Eukaryota; Viridiplantae; Streptophyta; Pinopsida; Cupressales; Cupressaceae
Product: vacuolar protein-sorting-associated protein 11 homolog
Exons: 5
Coding region: 333-3191 (952 amino acids)
Biological process (GO): endosome organization; vacuole organization; vesicle-mediated transport
Cellular component (GO): endosome; HOPS complex
Molecular function (GO): protein binding; protein-macromolecule adaptor activity
Source: RefSeq, a predicted model, not a curated record
AUAGCCAUAAAAUAAAAUAACAAAGUAGAGUCUCGACGAAAGCACCAGACAGGUGAUGUUUCUGCAGUUCAGUGAAACGCCUGAAUAAUCCAUAUAGUCGGUUUACAGAAAAAUAUUCUCUCUUUGUAUAUACUGAUGAGAUCGAUUAAAUCCAUGCAAUCUCGAUAGAUGAUUGUCGAUCGAAUCAGAUCCUUAGCAAUUCUCUUAAAAAAUGGUGCAGAUUGAGGUUUUUUAAGGGCGUUCAGGGAUUGAGGUAGUAAAUUGCGUCUGUGGAUAAAAUAAGCUCGAAAUUUCAUUACAGAAGGCGUCGUGGAAAGGGUAGGAAAAAGACAAUGUAUCAGUGGAGGAAAUUUCAGUUUUUUGAAGAGAAGGCAUCAGGAUCUUCUGUUGCAGAGGAGUUGAAGGAAAAUGUGGAGUGCUGUUCGAGUGGCCGCGGGCGCAUGGUGGUUGGAUCGGGUGAUGGAAUGGUACACGUGCUCGACCGAGGUUUAAAGAUCAAUUUCAGCUUUCAGGCUCACACUACGAGUGUUCAUUUUAUUCAGCAGCUUAAGCAACGGAAUAUGUUGGUAACUGUUGGUGAGGAUGAAGCAACAUCACCUCAACUGUCAGCGAUGUCACUUAAGUUUUUUGAUAUGGAUAAGAUGGAGCCAGAGGGGUCAAGUACCACAGGUCCCACUUGCAUACAAAUAGUGCGAAUUUUCACCAGCCAAUUUCCUGAAGCAAAGAUUACAUCAUUUUUAGUUUUUGAAGAGGCGCCUCCAAUAUUAAUGCUCUCUAUAGGACUAGAAACAGGUCAUAUCUAUUGUAUAAGAGGAGAUGUUGCUCGGGAACGCAUUGUGCGUACAAAGCUUCAGGUUGAUGCAUCUCCUGUGACAGGACUAGGAUUUCGAGCUGAUGGUUCAGCUCUUCAGCUUUUUGUUGUGACAACAACAUCAGUGAGCCUCUUUGACAUGCAUAACCAGCCUCCUAGGAUGCAUGUUUUAGAUCAGAUUGGGUGUGAAGGUAAUUGUGUGACGAUGAGUGAUAACCAGGAAUUGGUUAUUGGGAGGACUGAGGCCAUAUAUUUUUAUGAAGUAGAUGGGCGAGGUCCUUGCUGGGCCUUUGAGGGGGUCAAGCAGUUACUUGGAUGGUUUCGAGGAUAUUUGUUGUCUGUCAUUGCAGACCAGAGAACAAAUCGCAGCAUUUUCAACAUAUAUGACCUGAAAAAUCGUCUGAUUGCCUAUAGUUUACCAGUUGAAGAAGUCUCCCAUAUGCUUUGCGAGUGGGGAAAUAUUAUCCUUCUAACCAGUGACCAUAAAGUCUUGUGCAUAGGAGAGAAGGACAUGGAAGGUAAACUGGAUAUGCUUUAUAAAAAGAAUUUAUAUACUAUUGCAAUAAAUCUUGUCCAAAGUCAACAAGCAGAUGCAGCAGCCACAGCAGAAGUGUUGCGAAAAUAUGGAGACCACUUGUAUGGGAAACAAGACUAUGAUGAAGCCAUGGCACAGUAUAUUCGUACUAUAGGCCAGCUAGAACCUUCUUAUGUCAUUCAAAAAUUUCUUGAUGCCCAACGCAUUUAUAAUCUUACUAGUUACUUGGAAAAACUACAUGAGAAAGGUUUGGCCUCUAAGGACCAUACAACCCUUCUUCUGAAUUGUUAUACCAAACUUAAGGAUGUAGCAAAGUUGGAUGAGUUCAUUAAAGGUGAAGGUGAGCACCGAUUUGAUGUGGAAACAGCUGUAAAAGUUUGUCGAGCAGCAGGUUAUCAUGAACAUGCAAUGUAUGUUGCAAAAAAAGCUGGGAAGCAUGAAUGGUAUUUAAAGAUACUACUAGAGGAUCUUGGCAGUUAUGAUGAGGCUCUAGAGUACAUCUCUAGCCUUGAAUCAUUUCAAGCUGCAGUUACAGUGAAGGAAUAUGGAAAGAUUCUUGUUGAGCAUAAGCCAGAUGAGACUAUUGCUAUCCUUAUGAAGCUUUGUUCUGGUGAUGAUGAAUCGGUUUCCAAUGACUCUUCUGUUAACCUUCUUCCUGGCAAAUGUCCUUCACCAAUUGAUUUUGUAAAUGUUUUUAUUGACCAACCUUUAUAUCUCAUGACUUUCCUAGAAAAAUACAUCAGUAAAGUUAAGAAUUCAGCUGUUCAUGUUGAAAUUCAUAACACACUUUUGGAGCUAUACUUGUCUGAUGAUCUUUCUAGCUCAUCAUUAUCCAAAUCUAACGUCCAGGGUGUGGAAACUUCUGGACAACGCUCAAACAGGAAUGUUAUGUCAUUGUCAAACAUUGGGAAUAAAGGGAAAGGAGUAAUGGAAAAUGGACAGGCACGCAUGGGAACAGAUGAGCGUACAGGAAGACUGAACAAAGGAUUAGCCUUGCUUAAGAGUGCAUGGCCUUCUCAUGAGGAUCAUCCAAGCUAUGAUGUGGAUCUUGCAGUUGUUCUUUGUGAAAUGCAUCAAUUCAAGCAAGGGCGGUUAUUUCUAUAUGAAAAAAUGAAACUGUAUAAAGAAGUUAUUUCUUGUUAUAUGCAAGAUUCAGACCAUGAAGGUCUGAUUGCUUGUUGUAAAAGGCUGGGUGAUUCGAGCAGGGGUGGAGAUCCAUCUUUGUGGGAAGAUGUACUCAAGUACUUUGGAGAGCUUGGAGAAGAUUGUUCAAAAGAAGUUAAAGAAGUGCUGGUGUAUAUUGAAAGGGAUGACCUCUUGCCCCCAAUUAUUGUUUUACAGAUUCUUGCUAAAAACCCAUGUCUCACACUUUCUGUUGUUAAGGAUUAUGUUGCACGAAAGCUAGAACAAGAAUCUAAACUUGUGGAAGAAGAUCGGAAAUCAAUUGACAAGUAUCAGGAAGAGACUGCAGCUAUGAGGAAAGAGGUACAGGAACUCCGUACAAAUGCAAGGAUUUUCCAAUUGAGCAAAUGCACUGGAUGUACAUUUACUCUUGAUCUUCCAGCGGUUCACUUUAUGUGCAUGCAUUCAUUUCAUCAACGCUGUCUUGGUGACAAUGAGAAGGAAUGCCCUGUUUGUGCUCCCCAGAACAAAACAUUGCUUGAAAUGAAGAGGAGCUUAGAACAGAAUGCCAAGGACCAUGAUCGAUUUUUCCAACUUGUUCGGAAUUCAAAUGAUGGGUUUUCUGUAAUUGCUAAUUACUUUGGUAGGGGAGUUAUGAACAAGACAAAAGAUGGCAAUUCCAGCAGCAGCAGAUCAAACACAAGCCCAUUUAAUGGCUAUUGAAAUAAAUUUAUUCUGCAAUACAUGCUUCCCCAUUCUCCACUUUGUGAAGCAGAAACAGGUCAUUUGACAGACCUUUUCAGCUCUCAAUUGCUUGUGUUAAGCACGGUGUGGAAUUUCACUAAAGCCCUAAUCUUGCACUGCAGGUGCAAACCCAUGUCUGUUGGAGAUCAUAAGUUCUUGCUUUUGUUGCUUGGGCCAAGUUUUUCUUAUUUCAUAUUUAACUUGGAAAAGGAUUUUAUAAGCAUAUGCUGAUGAGUUUUUCUCUACAGAGGGUGGUACAGCCGUUGAUGAACUUGCAUUCCGUUGCACACUAAAAAUAAUGAGAGGUUUUCUUGUCAGUUAGGAGUGCAGGAUUAGUUUCUUGUUUGAGAUCAUCCUGGGUCUCAGGUCUUAAUUUAAGUUGGGAGUUGUUUUGCAAGUUAAUGUGCAUCUCUUGAAAGUGCAAUUGUUUACCCUGGGAAUCGUGUGUAUUUUAUUAUUUACUUGAAAUGGAAAAAUGAGAGACAAAAUGGCUGAAUUUACAGUUCA